GACCUUCUCUCCAGAGGGAAGAGCCAGCCCUUUUGGGAAGGUCUGCCAGAGACAAACAGCUGGCUCUCCUAUACACACAUCCUGCUCGCACACGGAAGCUGCUGGGAACAUGGCUGGUGAUUUAAUUCUGCUCGCGGCUGUCUCUCUUCUUUCUGCCCUCCAGCAAUAUCAUUUUGCUUGGCUGGUGGGGAAAUCAAGAAAGAAGCAUAAGGUCAUGCCCCCAGCUGUCACUGGAGCUCCAGAAUUUGACAGAACAUUUCGUGCACAACAAAACUGUGUGGAGUUUUACCCAAUAUUCCUGACUCUCCUCUGGACUGCAGGAUGGUUUUUUAAUCAAGAAUUAGCUUCCUUUCUGGGUCUGUUGUACGUGUUUGCCCGCUACAAGUACUUCCAUGGUUACGUACAGUCUGUGCAAGGAAGGUUAACAGGUUUUUAUUUGAAUGUAGUAAUUCUGAUUUUGUUGAUAACCCUGGGUGCAGCUGGGAUUGUUAACAGCUUUCUGGAUGAAUACCUGGACUUCAGCAUUAUGAAGAAACUACAUAAAUCGUUCUGAAGACUGUUUUAAAAAAAACCCACAAAACAAAACACAACUAGAAACAAACCAUGGGGGAUUUCUCCGAACACCAGAGAGAUUAUAAACUUAGUGUGAAUAAAGUUUCAGAGCUCUUUACUAACAGCCCAUCGCAAUGUGAAAUGCAUGUUUUUCCUGACCUGCUCACACUUUCUCCAUUCCCUACACUCUUGAGUCAGCAAGACAGAACAUCAUGUCAUAUCUACAUUUGCAAUUAAGUGUUCUGUUUUCCUGUACAGUAUUGUAAACCCUAAACAAAUUACAUAAAACUAUAACCAUCAAUUAUCAAUUCAUUAAAUAAUUUAGUUGCAACUGGCACUGCAAGGGUCAGCCCGUCUUACCUGAUGGCCUUCAG
Messenger RNA from Apus apus (common swift), 926 nucleotides. It is a transcript of the gene MGST2, whose product is annotated as microsomal glutathione S-transferase 2. The transcript is spliced from 6 exons. The coding region runs from base 110 to 553 and encodes 147 amino acids. The record is from RefSeq and is a predicted model, not a curated record. Gene Ontology annotation, cellular component: endoplasmic reticulum; nuclear envelope; membrane. Gene Ontology annotation, molecular function: leukotriene-C4 synthase activity; glutathione peroxidase activity; glutathione transferase activity. Gene Ontology annotation, biological process: leukotriene biosynthetic process. NCBI's taxonomy places the organism in Eukaryota, Metazoa, Chordata, Aves, Apodiformes, Apodidae.